CCGUCCUCCUUCCCCCCACCCGAACUCCGCCCCCUAAUCGAAGAAAUCGCAACCCUCCUCAAAGACCGUAAAGAAACCGUCUGCGUCGCCGAAACCGCAGCAGGCGGCCUCAUCUCCGCAUCCCUCCUCUCCUACCCCGGCGCAUCAUCCUACUACGCCGGCGGCCUAACCCUCUACACCCUCCCCUCGCGCCUCGCCUUCGGCGGCUGGACCGACGCCCACAUAUCCUCCUACGCGGGCCCGACGCCGGAGAUCGUAGCCGGGCUCGCGGAGCACGCGCGAACCACGCUGGGCAGCACGUAUGGGAUAGGGGAGUCUGGGACCGCGGGGCCGACGGGGGGCGAGGCGAGGAAUAGGAGGCCGGGGUAUGUGGCGCUGGCUGUUAGUAGGGAGGGGGGCGAGACGGUCACGCGGGAGGUGGAGACGGGGAGGGGGGAUAGGGAGGGGAAUAUGGUGGGGUUUGCAGGGGAGGCGUUGGGGUUGCUUAGGGAUGUUAUUAAGGGG
This is a messenger RNA of Aaosphaeria arxii CBS 175.79, 504 nucleotides long. RefSeq lists its product as uncharacterized. The annotation marks the transcript as partial. Lineage: Eukaryota; Fungi; Ascomycota; Dothideomycetes; Pleosporales. The transcript is spliced from 2 exons. The record is from RefSeq and is a predicted model, not a curated record.